Cylas formicarius (sweet potato weevil) is the source of this 4049-nucleotide messenger RNA. RefSeq names its product protein toll-like. The record is from RefSeq and is a predicted model, not a curated record. NCBI's taxonomy places the organism in Eukaryota, Metazoa, Arthropoda, Insecta, Coleoptera, Brentidae. Gene Ontology annotation, biological process: signal transduction. The transcript is spliced from 5 exons. The coding region runs from base 275 to 3379 and encodes 1034 amino acids. Gene Ontology annotation, molecular function: protein binding.
ACGGGACGGAAAUUGUAGUGAAGUCGCUUAUCGAUUCCUGCAGCACAAAAUUCCUGCGAACGUAGUGUUUUGCCGAGCGCGGUUUGCACUUAAGUCAUUUGCGCAAGGUGAAGUGCAGUUUUUGGGUGAUUUUAUUGAUUCCGUGUCGUGGAUAAUGACGUGCAGACAAAAUGCAAGAAGAUGUAACUAGUGCAACAACAAUCAGUGGUUUUGGUCUAAAAGUCACCGCGUUAUUUUCGACAAUAUUGAAGGAUCGUUAAAAAUCGAUAGGAAGAUGAAGUUGUUAAAUGGCUUAGUAUUAAUAUCCAUUACAUCACUAGUUAGCAUUAGUGUCCAAUCGCCAUCAGAAUGUAUAAAAACAGACACGUGCAGUUGUUACUCUGCCAUCGGGGGCGUAUACGAAUUCCAAUGUCCAGAUGUACAUUACGAAAUAAACAUACAGUGGACUCCAGGAAGGACCGUAGAUAUGUUUUGCGAGACGAGAGAGAAUCAAGGAAUUUUUAACGAAUCCCUUUUCCCUACAUUUGACGGGCACGACGUUCCAAGUAUUACCAUAAAAUACUGCCCCGAUAUAAGUGCGGUCAUAAAAAUAGCCAGGAGGAAGUUUAACAUGGUGGACCUUCGACAGCUUAGCAUAGAAACGUCCGCCGACAACAGCUUGAACGUUACGAGUGAUUAUCUAGAAGGACUGGAUCAUCUGGAAAGAUUAAACAUCAAAUACAACUCGCUGAUUUUGAGUAAAAAUUUUUUGAAGUAUGUCCCCAAUUUAGUAGGGUUGAAUUUAUAUAAGAACAAACUCAAAGAUUUAAAUAUUGAUUUUAAAUACGUGCCAAAACUUAAAUCUCUCGAUGCGUCUGGCAAUGAAAUAACUUCGUUGUUUGAUGGCGGAUUUGAAGGCCUCGGCGAAUUGACGAAUUUGUAUUUAUGGAACAAUAACCUGUAUGUCUUAAGAAAAGACAUGUUCCGCGGAUUAACCGGUGUGAAGUUGCUUGAGCUGAGCAGCAAUCUUAUCGAAACGGUAGAGCCGGAUACAUUCUCGGAACUUUUAGACAUAACCAUUCUCAGUCUGCUAAAUAAUCGCAUAAAGUUUCUCCACUCUAACACAUUCAAAAACAACGCUCUGCUUCAGCAAAUUAAGAUUGCGUUUAAUCCGAUAUUUCUACCCGAUUACAUUUUUGCAAAUUUAACCAAACUUAAAGUUGUCAGAAUGGACAGCUGUGGCUUGCAAAGCAUUCCCGAUCACACAUUUACCGGAUCAGUGAAUUUAUCAGAAAUACAACUGUCGAAUAAUUCUCUAACGACUAUUCCGAAAACUCUCUUUGAUGGUCUAGACUCCUUAAUGAAGCUGGAUUUGUCUCAAAAUCGAUUGACCUCGAUUCCAGAUGAAGCGUUUUAUAAUCUGCGUAAAUUAAAAGAACUACAUCUUGAGAAGAACGAGCUGACGGUGUUGGGAGCUGAUAUGUUCUUAGGUUUGGAGAAUUUGCAGAAACUAAUCUUAAGCAGAAAUAAAAUUGCAAAAAUAGAGAUGACGAGUUUCCACGAUCUGUUGGAGCUCCGACACCUUGAUUUGUCUCAUAAUAGAUGGGACAUGGUUCCUGAUAGGAUCACGGGCGUUACUGCUUUGGGAUUCUGCGUCAAAAUCGAGGAGGUGUUGUUGCACCAUAAUAAAAUCGAGACCAUACCCGAAAAUUAUUUUGACUUAAUGGUCAAUAUAAAAAAGUUCAACGUCAGUUAUAAUGAUAUUUCUAAUGUCCGGGUUCCAAUGUUUAUUAAGGCAUCGUCCUUCGAAAUGAUAGUGGAUGUUUCCCAUAAUAACAUAACUGAAGUCGACUUCUCCUUCAUAGAGGUAAUAGCCAGGGCGAAUUAUAACGGAUCCCUAUAUGAACCGUACCAUGCGAGUCAAACCAUACUAAUCCUGAGUGACAACGUUAUCCCUUGCGAUUGUACCAACUACAAUCUGGUCAAAUAUAACAACGACAUGUACGAUCCCGAAGUACGAGCACUGGUCGACAUUAAACAGGAUCGGUUAUACUGCUCGAAUUUCGAGUCUCCUAUUUUAGCAAGGGAUCUCAGACCUGGGCAUAUCACGUGCUCCCUGGAAGGAUUGAUUAACUGUCCCGGUCCUUGUUCCUGCGAUUAUAGGCCCUAUGAUUUAAGCAUAAUCGUCGAUUGCUCUUAUCGGAACUUAUCGACAUAUCCAACAUUGAAUAUUACCGGCAUCACGUACAAUCAGACAGUUUUAUAUUUGAACGGAAACCAUUUCUCACAAGGGCCCACUACCAACUCAUCUUACCACAACGUCACCGUCUUGGACUUAUCCCGCAAUCAUAUCAAUGAAAUGACUUGGAUCCCACUUCGCAUUAAGGAACUUCGUUUGAGUGGAAAUAAUUUGACUGGCCUGAGUGAAAACUUUAUCAAGCUCUUAAAUAAGACCGCAUCGCUGCGACGAAUGACACUCAACAGUAAUCCUUGGUACUGUGACUGCCAUGCUGCAAAUUUGCAAAACUAUCUUAUGGCUCAUUUUGACAAGGUCAAUAGGACUGACGUGCAAUGCUACGCCAGUGCAGCAUAUCUGGUGAAACUCAACAUAGUGGACCUCUGUCCGAAUCCGCUGUAUCUCACAGUUGCCCUGCCACUGAUCCUCGCCAUACUUCUUUUCUUUGCGGUGGCGAUCGCCCUUUACUACCGUUAUCAAAAAGAAAUAAAGAUCUAUCUUUACGCUAAGAACCUGUGCUUGUGGUUUGUUACCGAGGAAGAACUCGAUAAAGACAAGACAUACGAUGUUUUCAUCAGCUACGCACAUCAAGACGAAAAGUUUGUCGUGGAACACUUGCUACCCGAACUUGAACAUGGCGACCAUAGCUUCAAAGUGUGCAUUCACUAUAGGGACUUUAUUCCUGGUGAGUUCAUUAGUACCCAAGUGGUCAGUGCCGUGAAAGAUUCGCGUAGGACUUUGGUGGUACUGUCGAAUAAUUUCUUGGACAGUGUGUGGGGUAAGAUGGAGUUUAGAACUGCGCAUACGGAAGCGAUUUCCGAAGGUAGAGCCAGAGUGAUCGUCGUCAUUUUUGGUGAUUUGGACGAAAGUAAACUCGACGACGAGAUGACGUGUUAUCUAAAAACGAAUACGUAUGUUAAGUGGGGCGACCGGUAUUUUUGGAACAAGCUUAAGUACGCUUUGCCGCAUUCUAAUAAGCAUUUUUACGACAAAAAUAAAAAGCACGCUAAAGUGAUGCUGAAAAUUGACGACAAAUUCGAGUUGAUGAGUUCUCCUUCGCCCAAUCAAACGAGUACGCCCCCUGUGACUCUAGAUGCAGGUUUGUUAAAAAGUAAGGAAGUUAACUUACCUCUUGAGGGAGAGGAUCCGUUGUUACGUAGGUGAAUAUAUAACAAAGCUUUGCGAACUGUGAUUUGUUUUGGUGCCAAACCACCAUAGGACAGCCUAGUCGAACAAUCUUUCCGAUCUACUGAAAAUGCUCAACUGAUAAACAUUUUAGUCUUAAGUCCAUAUCGCGUUUAGUCAUGGAGUACAAAGAUGACAGCACAAAGUAUAAAUGUUACGACAUAGUCUUUUGUAUAGAAAUUUUUAUAAGUGUUAGAAACAAAGAUAUACUUUCCAUUUAGAACGCAAGCUUUGCAUUUUCGCAUGAGUGGGUCCAACGUGAACAAUGUUGAUAUUAAGUACACUAAGCAAAACGUAUUAAGUUCCAUCAGCCGCUGUUAUAUUUCAUAUUAUUAGACUUUAUUAGUAUUCGACCACAAAACCCUAGUAGAUUGCGCGCAAUUUCUUGUUUUUCGGCAAUAGACCCACCUACCCUAAAAUGUAACUGGUGAUAUGUAAGUGCCAAACAGCUUGGCGUGUAAGAGACUACGCAAAAAUAGUUGUAGUUUUGCAUUCAACUGGAAAGGUGCUCUAACGAUCCGCAUCCGCAUUUUUGUUUUGUUAUGUUGAUUUUCGAGCUUUAUAGUAUAUAUGCAAUGUGUUUGUUAUUAUUUCAAGAUAUCCGUGUGUUAUGUACAUAUAUUUUUGUAAAUAAAAUAAGUUUUUAAAA